Messenger RNA from Pestalotiopsis fici W106-1, 1386 nucleotides. RefSeq lists its product as uncharacterized. The record is from RefSeq and is a predicted model, not a curated record. Gene Ontology annotation, molecular function: oxidoreductase activity. Lineage: Eukaryota; Fungi; Ascomycota; Sordariomycetes; Amphisphaeriales; Sporocadaceae. Gene Ontology annotation, cellular component: cytoplasm. Bases 1 to 1386 code for a protein of 461 amino acids. The transcript has 3 exons.
AUGGAGCCAUCACUACCCGUUUCCCACCCAAGCCUGUCUUAUUGGCAUCGAACAACGCGUGCAUACCCGCACUUGGAUAGGAAUCGCCAAACUGACGUUCCUCCAUCCAGCAAAUAUGUCAUUAUUGGCUCCGGCAUUUCUGGGGCUUUAGUAGCCUGGAAUCUGAUCAAGGACGGAGUGAAGGGUGACGAGAUACUGAUUCUCGAAGCCAGAGAAGCUGUAUCGGGGGCCAGCGGAAGGAAUGCUGGGCACAUACGACCAGAUGCUUUCCGGGGCUUCCCUGUGUAUGCCGCUAUACACGGCCCCGAAGAAGCCCGCAAAAUCAUUGAAAACGAGAGGAUCGUUCUCGAGCAAGCCAAGUCUUUCAUAACCUCGAAUCACAUUGACUGCGAUUUCCAAGACACUACAACAAUCGACGUCUGCUUGUCACAAGAGUUUGUCAAUCACCAGGAGAAAAGUCUGGCAGCAUACAAACAGGUCGGAGGCGACACAUCCCACAUCAAGUUCCACGAUGCCGAAGACGCAAAAGUAAAGACUAGAGUCCCAGAUGUCAUUUGCGCAUACGAAUGGCCUGCUGGGUCGGUCCACCCUGCCAAACUGACUCAGUGGGUGCUAGACGACGUGAUCAACCAGGGAGCACAACUUUGGACGUAUUGUGCAGCGACCGCGGUCAAACCCCACGUCGACCCGGGCAGCUCUGGCCUGCGAUGGGACAUUCAUACCCCAAGGGGCGUGUUGGCUGCCGAGACGGUCAUUCACUGCGCGAAUGCAUACUCAGCCUAUCUGCUGCCCCAUUUGGCUCAUUUUGUCACGCCGAGGAGAUCGCAAGUCCAUGCCUUUGUGCCGAAUGCAUCUGGCGCGGGCUCCAAUGUCCUUGGGCUCACAAUGUCUCUGAGGUACGGCCUUCAUCAUUACUUUUCCGUGAACCAGGUCAAGGGAAGCGGGACGGUGAUUCUCGGGGGCUCCUCGACUAGGUCGGAUGCCGACUCGAACGCAAAUUUGGUUGCAUCCAUGACUACGUUUGAUGAUAGUAACCAUUGUCUGAAGUAUGAGGAAAACAGCAAGAAGGAAUUUUCAAUGCUUUUCCCAGAUGGCCAGCACGGCCAAUCUCGCCCUGGUGAGGGAUUUGAUCAGUCUUGGACAGGAAUCUUGGGCAUGACUCCAGAUAACGUGCCAUUGGUCGGGUCCGUGGAAGGACUCGAAGGACAAUGGAUCUGUGCUGGAUUUAAUGGUCAUGGCAUGGCAAGAGUGUUCACCUGCGCGCCUGGCUUGGCAAUGUUGAUUUCCGGCCAGCCUUGGAGUGCCACUGGCCUUCCCUUAUGCUUCCAGUACACACAGCAGAGGAUCGACAGGUAUGCCAAGACGAGAUUCCAGGUCGCAACUUGA